This is a messenger RNA of Penicillium chermesinum, 5751 nucleotides long. Its product is annotated as putative tRNA-splicing endonuclease. Gene Ontology annotation, cellular component: nuclear body. Bases 1 to 5751 code for a protein of 1916 amino acids. The transcript has 2 exons. Lineage: Eukaryota; Fungi; Ascomycota; Eurotiomycetes; Eurotiales; Aspergillaceae. Gene Ontology annotation, biological process: termination of RNA polymerase II transcription. The record is from RefSeq and is a predicted model, not a curated record. Gene Ontology annotation, molecular function: transcription termination site sequence-specific DNA binding; helicase activity.
AUGGAGUUCGUGGAUGCUAUUGGAGAGCUUAAAGCUCUUCCAGAUGGCACCCACCUACUUUGUGCACGACAGAGCGCCGAUGACUAUGGGCAAUACGAUGAUCCCACCGCGGUCGAUGAGAAAGGCAAAAGUGUGAAAGAUUUGGUGGAAGAGGCAACGGCUCGCAAAGAGAAAUUCCUUUCUUGCAUGCGUAUCCUUGCGUACAAUGCAGACGGCAUCGAAGAACUGCAGAGCUGGGUCUUGAGCAAGUUGGAUGAUACCCUGGAGAAAUGCGACCUUUGUAUCAAGCAGUAUUACAUAGGGAAGAUCUGGCUCAUGGACCUAUUGAAGGAGGAAUAUGACGAGGAAGACAUCGAGACUUUCUCGCAGCGAGUCGACGAGAUAGACAUCAAACGUGUCACGCGUAACUUGUCUACUGCCGUACAGCAGCUCAGGAGCGUGCCGCCGGAGAAAAUUGUUUUGAGCGUCCUGGACCGAGCAGCCUUGUUAUCUAUCUUCGAGACACUGAGUUGUGAGGCCAUGCUAAGGAACGAUGGCCUCCUACAGCAAUUCUUUGACGAGCCGUUCCGACUGGUUCAGACAAACCGAAGCCUAAAGAUCAAUGACUACGUGCCUGCGGUAACUCGUUUCCUCUUCGAUUCCAACCAGGGUAGAAGUUUCUGGGCCAUCUCCACCUGGACACGAUACUCUCGUCCUCCAACCACACUCGAGUUCGAUUGGGCAAUCCGGGACGGUCUUCUCAGUGCGCUUCAGGCUGGCUCAGCCCAACCGCACCAAUUCGCGCUAGUUCAGCGUCUGUGGCGUGGAAUGCAGCUCAUUACGAAGAAACUAGACAGCUCACAGAUCACCCAUCAGCUCCGGGCUUUGGAGAUUGAUCCUUGCCGAUUGUCUGUUGAUCACCUUGCCAUCCCUACCCCUGGUCUAAGGUUCCUUCUUAACACCAUUCAAACGAUGUUGGAAAAGGCUCCAACCGAUUUCUGGGAUGCAAUGCAGACUAUUUCGCCGCAAGCAAUCAUUGAACAUACCCUCAAUAACCCCCAAUUUCUUUCGUUUUUGAUGCAGACUGCAGAUGGCGAGCCUUACGCGAAAUCGGCUCUGAGAGAUAUGCUUUCGUGGAUGCUGCCUUUCCUUUGCUCACUCAAAGGCGCACACAAACCAUCAGCUUGUCGAGCCUUCGCAUUGCCAUUGCUGAAGCGUUUUCAAGACAAGCAAUUCCCUAAUUUGGCCCGCUACCAUUGUUUUCACGUCGGCCUGCUCUGCCUCCUUCAUACCCUCCGCUUCUUCACGGAUAAUGAAGGGCAACGAAGCUCGGUGGGACAAGUCGUGCUCAAGGAAACCAUGGAAGUUCUUGAGGAAUGUAUCCAUAUCAUUUUAGAGCCACCGACCUUUAGCGUGGAGGCGCAGCUUCAGGAAGGUAUCGUCAACUUAUGUCUCGACGUCGUUCGCAACACGCUAGCAUUGGAAUGCCAAUCUUUGAAGAGCGACUAUGAGGUUAUUUUGAAAUCCGGUACUCUCUCGCAUGGUGUCUCGACAUCUACGGGGCCUAUCUGGGAUGCUGUCGUUAGACAUCUCCACCAAGACAACCUCGGGCUCUCAACGUCGGCCUUACUGGGGAUUCUGCCCCUUGUGGGUCUGGAGAAAUUCCCUACGAAGGGGGAAACCAAUCAGGAAAAGACUCAUUUCAAUAUGAUCUAUGGUCGUCUUACCCACCUGUCCUGCCAGAUCAUCGAGCGGCUGGCCGAUUUUGACCCGUCCCACGUGAAGAAACUCUUUGAGAGUCAAGAUGUUACGUGCUCGCUGAUUUCCACGCUAUUCGCAGCUGACCUCAACACCUACCAAGCUGCUAUCGACAUGAUUAAGAACCUCAGCGGGCAGUCAGCUCGUCGAGACGCCAUCUCGUACUUGCUGGAUUCAUACUUCAACACCAGCAUGUACGGUCUCAGCUGGUCAUUCCGACGAAUCUCCACCAUGAAAACAUUUGCGUCUGCGCCAAGAAUGAUUCAUACCGGUCGUGACAUCGUAGAAAUCUUUUGUAACAGCCAGACAGGCAUACUGCGAACGCGCAGUCUCAAAGACCGCCGGGAGGUACUUUCACUACAGAAACUAUGGGAGUUCAUGUGGCUUGCGUUGAGUACGAUUUUCGACGAGACCGAAUCCUGGCAUAUGCGGGGCAAUGAGAAAUCCGUAAUGCUUGAAUUCUGUCGCGACACGAUCGAGUUCGCCGAUUUUCUCUUCAAUCAAUAUGGUGUUUUCCUGGGUGCGGUGGGCGAAGCUCUUCCGGAGGCGUCCCAAAUCUUUCUCAAGCCCCCAACGGUGACCAUGAGUGCAAUGGUCAAGUGGCUGAGACUGAAGGAUGAUUUUUUGGCCAACACCCUAGUGAACCUUGUAUCUCAGUUGUUGCGGAGGCUGGGGAGCUUAGAGGUCACCACAGUGAAGUCAGACGCUCUCAGUUUCAUCGAAGGCGUUGCAGUGAAUGGGACCAUCAAAACAAUCCUAACCCCGCGUGACAAGGCGGAAUUGGUUCGCUCACUCGAGGCUUAUUAUAAGAAGCCCUUGGUUACUGCUUCCACCGCUUCACUCAAAAAACAGUCUUCCAUUACUGCAUUCACUAAGACCGCUGAGGUCUCCAGCCCCACCUCUCGUGCCAGUGAGGAUACCUUCGACGAUAUCCCCGACUCUCAUCUCUUGGAACUCUCUCGCUCUGUGGAACUCAACAAAAAUCGCAUCGCGGCUCAAGCCAAAGCCAAACCCUCCCCCAACAUGCUCACCGUCCAGAGACCACGGCUGCCCUCUGGGUUGGCCAGCUCGGCUAGGGCUGCCAUCCCAUCGCGCCCCAGAGACGAUGUGAGUAGUGUGUUGUCUUUCCGCGAGAAGCGCGAGCGGGAGAAAGAAGCCAAGAAAAGACGAGACCUCGAGGCAGUGGCCAAGCUGAGGAAAAACAUGCCGGCGCGUGGCGUCGCCGAGCAGACGGCCGAGCAAGGAUCAGGGCUGAAAGGUAUUGGUAUCAAGGGUAAAGAUCACGCGAUCCCCGGCGAAAGUAUGAUGGUUUCUUCUGGCUCAGAAUCUGACUCGUCGAGUGAAGAUGAACUCGAUAAGGAACUCUUUGGCGCCAAGUCGAAGAAGCCGGAGGCCGUCAAGGCUUAUGAACAAAGCAAAAAACAGUCCGUGCAACAACAGCCCGUCAAGAAGGUGAAGCGCCACCGCUCUAUGAAGGAUAUGCGAGCACGAUUGUCCCCGGAUUUGUCUACCCUGCACCAUGCUAUUCUGGCCUGGGAUUACUUCGCAACCGGUGAUCUUCCGCCGACCUCAGAGAAGCGGGACUAUACCUUGGUUUCCAACACUUUCCGCUCCCCCACGGACUACCAGAGCACCUUUGAGCCUCUACUAAUCUUGGAAGCCUGGCAGGGAUUCCAGCAAGCCAAGGAAGAAGGGAUCAUCCGGCCUUUUGAAGUGAAAAUCAUGUCCCGUCUCACUGUCGACUCCUGGAUCGAAUUUAGCACCCAGAACCUCGGCCCCCCCUCCAAGGACUUUUUCUUCAGCGAAGGUGAUCUCAUGCUGUUCUCGACGUCGCCCAACCCCACUCAGGACCAGAAUGCCGGCCAUGUGCUUGCCCGUGUUUACCACAUCAACCGUAAGGGCAACAAGCAAGAGGUCACCUUCCGGAUGAACCCAAUAGCCGCAAAAAGCAGUAUAUCUUCGGCCCUUGCAACUGGAUCUACUGCCUGGGGCGCCAAGAUUACCUCGCUGAUUCCCGUGGAGCGCGAAUAUGGUGCACUAAUGGCCCUACAGUUUUAUGAUCUGGCGGAUGAAAUCAUCCUGGCCAAGCCAUCUCCCAUCUUAACUUACUCCGACGCCAAAAUGCAGUCCUUCAUGGACAACUACACUAUCAACCUUGCCCAAGCUAAGGCAAUCCGAUCUGCGAUCGAUAACGACGGGUUUACGCUCAUCCAGGGCCCUCCGGGGUCAGGAAAAACAAAGACCAUCACCGCACUGGUCGGAAGCCUUCUGAGUAACGUCCUUGCCAAUGUCGGUAUUCCAAUUGGGACCGGCAGUCAUGCCCCGCCACCCCCUUCCCGUAAAAUCUUGGUCUGCGCGCCCAGUAACGCCGCGGUGGACGAGCUUGUCAUUCGGUUGAAAACCGGUGUAAAAUCAAUCUACGGGAGCACACAUAAGCUCUCGAUCGUCCGUCUCGGCCGCAGUGAUGCGAUCAAUUCUCAGGUGCUUGAUGUGACUCUCGACGAGAUGGUCAACAAACGUGGCAGCCAAGACCCCGCAGCAGGGAGCGGACCCGAUCUGCAGAAACUAUACGAAGAGCACAAGCAGACAGACAACGCGUUCAAGGAGGUUCGCUCGAAGCUCGAUGAGUUUCGAGCAAAGGGUUCGCCUGUCCCCGAGGCACUGGAACGCGAAUUCGAGCUCCUGAAAAAGAAGCGCUCCCAACUCAGCACGGAUAUCGACAAGGCCCGCGACCAAAACCAGUCGACAGCGCGAAAUGCCGAAUUGCACAAACGUGCUGUUCAGCAACGCAUCAUCAACGGGGCUCAUGUCAUUUGUACCACUCUCAGUGGUUCCGGGCAUGAGAUUUUCCAAGGCAUGAAUAUCGAGUUUGAAACGGUGAUCAUUGACGAAGCGGCUCAGUGUAUCGAACUGAGCGCUCUGAUUCCUCUGAAAUACGGCUGUUCGAAAUGCAUCCUUGUCGGUGACCCGAAGCAACUGCCGCCCACCGUUCUGUCCAAGAUGGCGUCCAAGUUCCAGUAUGAACAGAGCUUGUUCGUCCGCAUGCAAAAGAACCACCCGAAAGAUGUCCACCUGCUGGAUGUCCAGUAUCGUAUGCAUCCGGAGAUCAGUCGCUUCCCGAGUAUGUCUUUCUACGACAACCGGCUCCAGGAUGGCGAUGGCAUGGCCAAGCUUCGGACUCGGCCUUGGCACCAAAGCGAACUUCUCGGCCCUUACCGUUUCUUCGAUGUGCAAGGCAUGCACCAGAACGCUACCAAGGGCCACUCUUUGAUCAAUUAUGCUGAGAUCCGGGUCGCGAUUCAGCUCUAUGACCGUCUGCUUACGGACUUCAAAGGCUACAAUUUCAAUGGGAAAAUUGGUAUCAUCACCCCGUACAAAGGCCAGCUGAAAGAGCUCAAGCAGCAAUUCUCACACCGAUACGGCGAGGAUAUCCUGAAGAAAGUUGACUUCAACACUACGGAUGCCUUUCAAGGUCGCGAAAGUGAAAUCAUUAUCUUCUCCUGUGUCCGGGCCUCCAACAAGGGCAUUGGUUUCCUGGCUGAUAUCCGGCGUAUGAACGUUGGUCUCACGCGUGCCAAGUGCUCUCUGUGGGUGCUGGGUAGCUCUCGCUCCCUUGUGCAGGGCCAGUUCUGGAACAGUCUGAUCCAGGACGCACGCACCCGCAACAUUUAUACCGAAGGCAACAUCGCGCAGAUGCUCGACAGGCCCCAAUUCACCGGCUACAAACAUGUUGAAAUGGAGGACGUCGAGACGAUGCCAGCGAAGGCCGUAGAUCCGACCCCCGAGAAGAAGCCGGAGGAUAAACCCAAGUCUCCGAGCCCCGUUGAGGUACCUCAAGUCAAGCCAGUCGAGUCUUCGGGAAAGUCCCCCAAGCCCUCGAUCCGAAGCCCGGGACCUGCUGGCCUCGGUAGCGUCGGCGCAACUCCAGCCAAGCCGGGUCAACCUCCGGUAAAUAAGCUCAAGCGGCGGAGGAAAGAAGAAGCUGAUCCUUUCAUUCGGCCAAAGAAGAGAUAA